GCGAGUCUUCGAGAAAGAUAUUCAUCACGGCUUUCACCAUCUUUUCUCCUUCUCCACACCACAAACCAACGCUCACAAACACUUUCAACAUUCACAAGUCCCUUCCCACAUCCUACACAGCUCUCUCUCACGCCGCCUCUAUCCCGCACCGCAACCAUUCCCCCACGAUGCCAGCACCGUCCCGACCAACUCCGAAGUUCUCCUCACCCCAAACCGUCCUCCGCCAAACCCGCGGGAAAUUCCUCCCCCUCGCACUAGCAGGCUCCGGCUCCAGCGCAGACGUCUGGUUCUGCACUACUUCCUCUCCCAACCCUCUCACCUCCCCGCCCACCCAACUCUACGCCCUCAAACUCCCCUCCCGCACGAAGCAAGACCGCCUAACCCGCGAACUCCGCGCUCUCCGCCUCAUCGCCUCGACCGCCAGUCCCCUCUCACCCCACUUCCCCCGCGUCCUCGCGGCAGACCACCCGCCCGCGCCCUUUGCCGAAUGCCGCUGGCUCGCGACCCGCGCCGUGCUCGGCUGCACGCUGCACGCCCUGCUCUCCGCAUCGAAGCCGCACCCGCUACCCAGACACCUCGUGCUGCACAUCGCGCUGCAGCUCAGCGCCGCGCUGUCUUAUCUGCACAGCAUGACUCCGCCGCUGCUCCACGGCGACCUGUUCGAAGGAAACGUCAUGCUCGACAUGACGUGGCAGCGAAGAAACGACCAAGGCUUUCCGCACGUCGUUAUUAUCGACUUCGGCGCCGCGCGCUUCGACGACGACGGCGUGGAUGCGCGCGCGUUGGCGUGGGAGCGGACGUGCGUGUACCGGUUGGCGGCGCGGCUGGCGCUGUUCCGACGGGGGAGCGCGGGAAGAAGGACGGAGGAAGAGGGGAGGAGAUGCGGCUGGUGGUGGGAAUUCGUGCGUGUUGUGGCGGAGCCGCGGGCGGAUUCGGGGCCUGGGGAGGUAAUGGGGCUCGAUGCGUUUUGUGAGCGGUUUGCGGGGGCUGAGGGCGUGCUCGCUGGGGGAUCGCGUGGCGUGGGGGUGAGUAGGGCGAGAGGUUGA
Messenger RNA from Trematosphaeria pertusa, 1046 nucleotides. RefSeq names its product kinase-like protein. The coding region runs from base 168 to 1046 and encodes 292 amino acids. The record is from RefSeq and is a predicted model, not a curated record. NCBI's taxonomy places the organism in Eukaryota, Fungi, Ascomycota, Dothideomycetes, Pleosporales, Trematosphaeriaceae. Gene Ontology annotation, molecular function: protein kinase activity; ATP binding. The transcript has a single exon. Gene Ontology annotation, biological process: protein phosphorylation.